UCUUCUCUUCCGUGCACAAACAACAAACCCAACAGAUGAGACAUGAAGAAACCUCGGAACUCAACCUCCAUUGUCUACGUCAAAUGUCUCAGCAGCAGCACCGACACCAUUCCAAACGCGACCACAAGAACCCCACCAGUGCUAAGAAUUUCUACGAGCUCUCCUUAUCUGUAAUUCUCUCUCUUUGGUGCCUUGUUUUCUUGUUCUACUCUAGACUCGGCCUCAGCCAUGAAAAUGGAGGGAAUUCAACUCAUGACAGAAGCACGACUUGCCCUAGUGUUUGCAAGGAUAAGUUUUGUAAUGAUCCAUGUUCAUAUGAUCCAAAUGGAAGCAAUAACUGUACCAAUUCGAUGCUCCUAGAUCUUAAUGAGUCUGUGAGCCAUAUGAACUGCACUAUUUAUCAGCAUGUCGUCAAGCGUGAGUAUUCUCUCCCACAGACAAAUAGAAUUGAGGAUGUGAUUUUGAGUGUCUUGGGUUACAAGGCUUUUAUAUGUGAAGUACAACAAGAACGGAGUACGAGUGAACCAAAACAGCUAACUGAUCUUAAGACUUCUCCUACUUAUCUCAAUCUUGAUGAGUUCCGGAACAUAACUCAGCAAGCCAAAGGCAGUGAUGCACCAAGCCAACUGAUUAACAUCACUCACCGUCUUCAACCUGAUGGAACUGAGUACAACUAUGCUUCUGCAAUGAAAGGUGCAAAAGUGGUUGCUCAAAACAAAGAAGCCAAAGGAGCAAGUAACAUAUUGGGAAAGGAUCAUGAUAAAUAUCUCAGAAAUCCUUGUUCUGUGGAGGAGAUGUUUGUUGUGAUUGAACUUGCUGAGGAGACUCUGGUUGAUGCUGUCAAAAUUGCAAAUUUGGAACACUAUUCUUCAAACUUCAAGGAAUUUGAACUGAGGGGUAGUCUGAAUUAUCCAACUGAGACAUGGUAUCCAUUGGGCAAGUUUGUAGCCGCAAAUGUCAAGCAAAUCCAAACCUUUACCCUUCCUGAACCCAAAUGGCUAAGGUACUUGAAACUAAACUUACUCAGUCAUUAUGGUUCGGAGUUUUACUGCACGCUGAGUGUUGUAGAGGUAUAUGGUGUUGAUGCAAUUGAGAGAAUGCUUGAAGAUCUAAUUGAAGGGCCUGCUACUCUUAAAUCAGCAAAACCUGAUUCAACCACAAUGCCAUCUUCAAAACCAGAAGUGGAUUCCAUCAAUGGUGAAAGAAAUGAAGUGCAAAGUGGAACUCAGACUGCUGCUGUAGGAACAGAAAACAAAGAGGACUCUCAAAGGCCGAAUGAAGAUAUGAUGAAGAAUCCUGUCAGAACAAGCAAGAUUCCUGAUCCUUUAAUUGAAGUUAGACAGCAGCCAGUUGGCAGAAUACCUUCUGACACAGUUCUGAGGAUCUUGAUGCUGAAGGUGCGGUCCCUUGAGUUGAACUUAUCUGUCCUGGAGGAGUAUGCUAAGGAAUUGAACAGAAGACAAGGGGAUGUUUUACCAGAGCUUGAGAAAGAGCUAUCAAGAGUUGCACCACUUUUGCGUAAAGCCAAUGAAGAAAUAAUAGAUGUUCUUCAAUGGAAGGAAAAAAUGGAAAGAGAAUUUGAAGACCUGGAAUCGUGGAAAGCUACCGUGUCAUCUACUUUGGAUGCUUUGGUCAGAGAAAAUAGCAUGUUGAGAUCAGAUAUUGAAAAGGUUGCACGUGAUCAUGCAACUUUGGAGAGUAAAGAGCUAGCCGUGCUGGCCAUAAGUCUCUUCUUUGCAGGGUUAGCAAUUCUGAAGUUAGUUUUAGCAAGAGUUGCUACUAUUUUGGGAGCCUCACAGCCUGAUAAGGUAUGCCGAACGAGUAGGGGUUGGGUGUUGAUACUUGUUAGCAGCAGUAUGACAAUAUUCAUUACCUUGCUAUCUAGCUAGCCCCCCUCAUUCAAUUGGGGGUGGGGGGGGGGCAGUUCCACCCCCCUUGACCUUGGGUGGUUUUCAGGUGCUGGUAGGACUAGGACUGGUCCAGUCAAUGGACUCAAUUAAUUACCCAAAAAGAAACCCAAGGACUGUAAAUGAUAUAAUCUCAUUGAAUCAGUCAAUCAGGUAGACAAAUUUUUUAAUGUUCUUAUUUUUUUUUCUACACUAGUAUGAUUCUUUUCUCUCCGUGUCUGUUUUUCCAUAAUCUGAUGGUAUGUAGGUACGAUUCUUAAGCCAUUAUGGUUGGCUUGGUUGGAAAUGGAAAUGGAAAUGUAGAUAAAUUUUAGUAAAAUAA
Messenger RNA from Rubroshorea leprosula, 2229 nucleotides. Lineage: Eukaryota; Viridiplantae; Streptophyta; Magnoliopsida; Malvales; Dipterocarpaceae. The record is from the annotation of a GenBank genome assembly.